Arabidopsis lyrata subsp. lyrata is the source of this 1531-nucleotide messenger RNA. Its product is annotated as FBD-associated F-box protein At5g56380. The transcript has 4 exons. Gene Ontology annotation, molecular function: protein binding. The record is from RefSeq and is a predicted model, not a curated record. Lineage: Eukaryota; Viridiplantae; Streptophyta; Magnoliopsida; Brassicales; Brassicaceae. The coding region runs from base 76 to 1386 and encodes 436 amino acids.
CUUACAUCUCUCGCCGAUCUCUCGUCGGAUUGUUGCAGGUUUUUAGUCUUGAGCUAAUUAGAUUCCUCAGUUUCUAUGGAUAGAAUUAGUCACUUACCAGACGAAACCCUAUCGAAGAUUUUGUCAUUUCUUCGGACACAAGAUGUUAUGCCAACUAUGCUUUUGUCUAAACGCUUUAAGUCUCAGUGGUUGUUGGUGCCAAAACUUGAGUUUGAUGAUAGCACUCACUUUCCCGAAACUUGGGGUUAUCAAGAGCCUGAUUAUGGGAAUUUUCGACGGUUUGUCGACAGAUUGUUGAUGUCACGUGAAGGUCUUGUUCUACAAAGUCUCUAUCUCAAGUUAGGUCGACGAUGCUCAUAUGAUGAUAUUGCAAUCUGGUUUGGAAUCGCUGUGAAACGUGGUCUAAUGGAGCUCAAACUCGAAUACGAUGGCUGCUUAGAUCCGCGGCAUAGUUUUCUUCCAAAAAAUCUUUACACUUGUGAUACACUUGUGGUCUUGAAAUUGAAGAAAGGUUAUUUGGAUGUUCCUGAUCUCGUUUGUCUAAGGUCUCUGAAAACUUUGUCCCUCAAAUCUAUGAUAUACUCCAACGCCAGUUCUCUCCUUAGACUUUUACCCAAUUGUCCUGUUCUUGAAGACUUGUUCAUACAACAAUGUUAUAUACAUUCCUGCGCGCUGAGUUUCAAGAUUAUACUGCCUUCCUUGAAGAAGUUAUCUUUUGUCCCAAAAAGAAAGAAAAGGUGGUAUUCUAUGAUUGACCCGUCGAAAACUUCUAGUGGAAUCACAGGACUUGUGUUAGAUGCUCCUUCUUUGAAAUACUUGCACAUUGUAGAUCGUUCGGGUGGUUUUUCGGUUAGCGAGAUUAUUAACAUCAAUGCUGUGGUGAAGGCCACAAUUGAGGUUAUUCUCAGCCAACCCGAGAAGCUUCUGCAUUCUCUUGUUUCCGUUGAGCAUAUUCGUUUAUGUUUAUCUGCUACAGAGGUUGUGUAUCCUGUUGGUAGCUGCUUCCAUAGACUCAAACAUUUGGAGGUAUGUACAUGCAAAUCAGAGUGGCUCGAUCUAUUCAUGCAUCUGGUUGAAGAUUCGCCUAGCUUAAAGGUUAUCAAAAUCAAUCAGUGUCAUCCUCUUACAAAUCCCCGGCCUCACUGGAAUCAACCGGGCUCUGUUCCAAGAUGUUUUUCAUCAAAUCUUGAAAUUUUGGAGUGGGUAGAGUAUGGAGGGACGCAAGAAGAGAAAGAACUUUCGACAUAUAUCUUUAAAACCGCAGUUUGUUUGAAGAAGGCGAGUUUUACCGCUAAAUCGAUUGAUGCCAACAAGAAACUGCAGAUGCUUCAGGAGUUAGCCUUGUCGCCAAGGGUUUCACCCACUUGUGAGCUUGUAUUUAAUUGAAAAUUGCAUGCUGAUCACUCUCAGACCAAACUUCUUCAGAUCUUUUUUUCGUUUUUGAGUUUUAUUUCCUCUUAUGGAGUUUGUUGUUAAAGUUUUCAGUGUACCUGACUCUUUGCUUUAUGGAUUGCUAAAUUGCAUUUACUUA